Sphaeroforma arctica JP610 is the source of this 723-nucleotide messenger RNA. Its product is annotated as CMGC/MAPK/P38 protein kinase. NCBI's taxonomy places the organism in Eukaryota, Ichthyosporea, Ichthyophonida. Gene Ontology annotation, cellular component: nucleus; cytoplasm. The record is from RefSeq and is a predicted model, not a curated record. Gene Ontology annotation, biological process: protein phosphorylation; intracellular signal transduction. Gene Ontology annotation, molecular function: ATP binding; MAP kinase activity. The coding region runs from base 1 to 723 and encodes 240 amino acids. The transcript is spliced from 5 exons.
AUGGAACUGUUGGACGCUGAUCUGCGGCGAGUCAUCUACACGCAAGAUCUGACGGAAGAGCACACCAAGUUUUUUAUAUAUCAAAUAUUAAGGGGUCUGAAGUACGUCCACUCGGCCGAUAUUGUGCACCGUGACUUAAAACCAGGCAACAUCGCCGUCAACGAAGACUGCGGUGUAAAGAUCCUCGACUUCGGCUUAGCCAGACAAUCUGACCCAGAAAUGACUGGCUACGUAGCCACAAGGUACAAACACUAUCGUGCGCCUGAGAUCAUGUUGAACUGGAGGAGAUACGACAAGGGAGUCGAUAUUUGGAGUGUGGGCUGUAUUAUGGCCGAGAUUAUCAAUAAGAAGACUCUCUUUAAUGCAGACGACUACGUAACACACAUCACCACCAUCUGCGAGGUGGUGGGCACCCCAGACGAAGACACCAUCGCAUCCAUAGGCAGUUCAGACGCACAGCAAUUCAUCAGAGAUUUGCCGAAACACCCUCCCAAGGGCUUUGAUAAGAUCUGCCCGGGCGCAUCUCCUGAAGCCGUCGAUUUCUUGUCGCGGUGUUUAGUCUUCGAUGGAAAGCGUCGGAUGAAUGUACUGGAAGCUUUAGAGCAUCCGUUUGUUGCAAGGUUUCACGACCCUGGAAACGAGCCCAUCCUGCAAUCGAAGUUUGAUUUCAGCAAAUAUGAGGAGAAAGACUACACGAUAGAGGAAUGGAAGCGUAUGUCAUAG